AUGUUAUCAUGGAGUCUUUCCAAUGAGCAAGAUGAAACAAAUGAGUUGGGUGAACUUCAGCAAAGAAUGUCUAAGAAAAGAGACCUUGGCAAAAAGAGUCCCAAGGUCAGUCGGAGCCUACGCAAGAAGAUUCAGAAAUUCCUCCAGGGAUCAGGGGAGUACACUGCCUAUGACUCCCAGCACUCUCCCCUGGAGAUAGAGGAUGACAUGUUCAUCUGUGGCAUUAAGAGAGAUCCCUCUACUCAUGAGUGUAGUCUUUCAACUCAACGUAGUUUUGAAAGUCAUACCAAAACCUCCAAGAGUACCGUUACUGGGCAGGGGAGGCGUAAAAGUGAUGGCAGUAUCACAAUUCCAUCCAUCAUGGGAAUGAAAGGAUUAAAGCCCAAAGACCAAGCAGAAGACAGUGGAUGUGUAGAGGGAAGAGGUGCCAUGGAUAAUAAACCAAGCCAAAGUAGGGACAGUGACAAGGACAAGAAAAGAGAAGGAGGGUCAAGCACCAUAGUGGAGCACAUUUUGAAGGAGCUGCAGGGGAUUAAUAAAAUCCAAGAGGAGAUAUCAGAUUUAAGACAAUACUUGACGUCUGUAAGUGGCUCAGUAGAUGAGGUGUCUUGCUGUGUAGAUGCUGUACUGUUGGAAAUUGAGGAGCUGUAUUCAGUUGGUGCUGUAGGGAAUCCGUCACCUCAAAGACUUGUGGCUCAUCAAAGAAACCCAGGUAGGGAGAAUGCCAUUGCUCUCUCACAAAGUAGAAAUAAUAGCCCAGUAAUAAAUGCUCUCUCACAAAGUAGAAAUAAUAGCCCAGUAAUAAAGCAUAGAGAAUUGGAGAAGAAUGAAGGUAGACCUCUAACGGCCAGACCGAACAUGUCAGGGUGGGAUGUGGAAACGGAUUACCGAGAUGUACCAAGAAGAACCAAGUUACACAAUCCCAAGACUUCUGACAACUUGGAUGCACCCUGUUCCAGAUUUAAGAAGUCCAGCUACUGUCAUCUUCAUGGGCAAGAGCUUACAAGCACUAGUUCCUUAUCCUCAGGUCACAGUUCUAAGAGUCGAGAUCAAGAAGGAAGUUAUUAUUCUAGGGAGACUGACCAAGAGAACAGUGGUUGGAGACGUUUGGAAAUGCAGUUGAGCGUGAGUGGAGAAGGAGGAUGGAGUGGAGACACUAGAUGGAGUGAGGAUGAUUACUGCUCCUGCCAGAACAGCGCAGACGAAUUGGAAAAUGUUGGACGCCCAGAUACAUGGUACAGGUAUAAUGGUGGCGAAACCAAUCAUUCAUCACGUAGCAGCUCUGAACACCUAUCUCUACUGUUUGGAAACCAUAAUGUCUCCCCAUCUAGUUCAUCCAGUGUUGUAGAUUGGAGACAUCCUAAGAAUCAAAUUGUCAGUGACAUUGGCUGUGACUGCACAUCAAAUUGUGUGUACUCCCGGAGUUCUGGAUACCACACCAUGGACGCAUAUGCCGAUGAAUCGUGUAGUGGGCCAUCCCGAAGCCUUAGUUGUUCAACUGUUGGAAUGACAGACUAUGAUGAUGGUUGCCAAAAUCUACACUCCUCUUGCGAGCAUUGCCUCGGUGAUAUGGAUUCUGAGAAAGACUGGCCUAAAGGGGUUUGCCCAGAUGUGUCUGAGGAUCAGUAUGACCCAGAUUACUCUGAAAAUACGGACACUGAAGAGUCGCAGCCACCUAAUCUAGGCUAUGAUGUUGUAAAGAUAAGUAAAGCCAUGCUGACCUUCCAUUCCACUCUAAGGGGAGCCUUGACAGAGCUUGAUACACCUGAACCGCAGUGUCCCAAGUCCCAAGUAAUCCCAAGUACCUACAAAUCCAAUGACCUUGAGGAGGAUAGCACCACAUUUGGUGACUCAAAUGUAGAGACUGUUGUACCUAUUGACGGCGCAACUUCAGAUCUCAGUGUGUCUCCUCAAAAAGGCAUCGAAGCCUCUUUUCAUGGGAAGGAAUUGCAGGAAUUACAUACUCCAACUGAAUACUAUGCAGCAGACCACUCAGAUACUUUCAGGGAUUGUUGA
This is a messenger RNA of Sinocyclocheilus rhinocerous, 2016 nucleotides long. RefSeq lists its product as uncharacterized. The transcript is spliced from 2 exons. Lineage: Eukaryota; Metazoa; Chordata; Actinopteri; Cypriniformes; Cyprinidae. The record is from RefSeq and is a predicted model, not a curated record. The coding region runs from base 1 to 2016 and encodes 671 amino acids.